AUGGCAGUCCUGCUCGGACUUCCAAACGAAACCCUUCUUCGCAUCUUCAACUACCUCUUACAGAACGUCAAGCAUCCCAAGCCCCAAGCCGACCUGCUGAACUUGAGCUUGACAUGUAAACAACUGGCACCACUCGCCCGCGAGGUCCUCUUCACUGCUCCGAUUCUUCACCCACGUAAGAUCGACAUAUUUCUCGUUACUCUCUUCAAGUACCCGGACCUGCAAUCAAAGAUCCAGAGUCUCACCGUCGAAUCGAACAAGGUUGACGGAAACUGGGUGGUAUCAGACCCUCUCCGUGUCCUCGCUCAGGACUCAGAAAUUCUCUCCAGAUGUGCUGGCAUUCUUCGAACUUCGGCUCUCGACGAGGAGAUUAAGCAAGAAUACACUCGAGUUCUUCAGCUUCCGUUAUAG
Molecule: messenger RNA, 411 nt
Organism: Alternaria alternata
Lineage: Eukaryota; Fungi; Ascomycota; Dothideomycetes; Pleosporales; Pleosporaceae
Exons: 2
Coding region: 1-411 (136 amino acids)
Molecular function (GO): protein binding
Source: RefSeq, a predicted model, not a curated record